Messenger RNA from Rotaria sp. Silwood1, 498 nucleotides. The record is from the annotation of a GenBank genome assembly. NCBI's taxonomy places the organism in Eukaryota, Metazoa, Rotifera, Eurotatoria, Philodinida, Philodinidae.
AUGAAAUAUCAACGUUUAUUAAUAUCAGAAUAUAAUCAUCAAGGUAUUCGAUUUAAUUAUAGGUUAUGCAUAGAUAAAAAAACAUUUGAAAAUUUUGGAUUUUCACCAAUACGUUCAAAACCAAAUUUAUUUAUAAUGAAUGAAAAACGAUUUAAUCGAAUAUUAAAUUUACUUAAUGCUCCACAAAAUCAUUUACAAUCUAUCAAAGCUUAUCAGACACAAACUCAAUUGAAACUUGAUCUGCCUCUUAUCUCACUUGAUAAUAUCGAAUCUCAUAUAAAAAAUAUUGAUACAAAAAUGAUAAAAUUAAAUACAUGUUCUACAUUAAUUGCUAAUGGUCAUGGAAUAUCGAAGAUUAUAUCUUCAUCAAUUAAAAAUGAUAGAAAACAAUUGAAUCAUCGUAAAAUCUAUGAAGAUAUAAGUCUAUCAAAAUCAUAUCAAAAUACACCUAAUCGAUCUUUAUUUCGACGAUCAAAUAAUGCAAAAUUAUUUGUAUAA